Messenger RNA from Dacryopinax primogenitus, 2604 nucleotides. RefSeq names its product carnitine acetyl transferase. Lineage: Eukaryota; Fungi; Basidiomycota; Dacrymycetes; Dacrymycetales; Dacrymycetaceae. The coding region runs from base 179 to 2593 and encodes 804 amino acids. The transcript has 5 exons. The record is from RefSeq and is a predicted model, not a curated record. Gene Ontology annotation, biological process: carnitine metabolic process. Gene Ontology annotation, molecular function: carnitine O-acetyltransferase activity. Gene Ontology annotation, cellular component: mitochondrion.
CCAGAGCAUGGGGCGCACAGGUACAUCCACCCAUUCCACAGGGGUUAAAUCAUCCACCGAGGGACGAUUCGCAGACGCUCCUUCUCCUCCCCCCGUCUUUGACCGCGAACUCUUGGUACCGGCGAAAGAACAUAUCGUCACUCUCCCUUCUGGAACUACCUUUGUGAGUGACCAUCCGAUGACGCCUGUCCCUGCGACUGUCACUGCCCCUAUGGCAAAGGCGGAUGCGGUAGUGGAUGGCAUCAAGACCAAACCUACUAUCGACGGGAUCAAGGCUGCUUUCGAAGGUAUCGGUCUCAACGGGAAUGGGAACGCCAAAGGGAACGGGAACGGGAAUGGUACUUCCGAAGGACCGUUGCUCACUCCCAAGGCCACACUGCACAAGCCUCACGGAAAGACCUUCGCCGGCCAACCCAAGCUUCCAAAGCUCCCUAUUCCCCCUCUGGCGGACACAUGCAAGCGCUACCUCCGCGCUCUCGAGGGCCUGCAAGACCCCUCCGAGCACGGUGUCACGCGUAAAGCGGUGGAGGAGUUCCUUAGGCCUGGAGGGGAGGGGGAGAGGAUGCAGAAGGAGCUCGAGGAGUAUGCGAGGGAUAAGGCGAGUUAUAUUGAGGAGUUUUGGUAUGAGAGCUAUUUGAGCACGACCGAUCCUGUCGUGCUCAGUCUUAACCCUUACUUUGUCCUUGAGGACGACCCCUCCCCUUCGCGCGGCUCGCAGCUCACCCGCGCAGCAUCGCUCAUCGCUGCCUCCCUCGGGUUCAUCCACGACCUCCGACACGAGAUCCUCGAGCCCGACUCGUUCCGCGGCCGCCCGCUCGACAUGUACCAAUACACGCGUCUCUUCGGUACUGCGCGUAUCCCCACCCAGCGCGGGUGCAGGAUGGACAGCAACGAGGGCUCGCGGCAUAUUUGCGUUUCCCGCCGUGGACAGAUAUACUACUUUGACGUGCUGGACUCGCAGAGUCGGCCUGUGCUCACCGAGCGCGAGAUCCUGAGCAACCUCCAGGCUAUAUGCGCGGACGCGGAUUCCCUCCCCCUCGAACAGGUGUCUACGAACAGCAUCGGCCUGCUCACUACUGAGAACAGGAAGAUCUGGUCCAGCCUCCGCCAGACGCUACACGAACACCGGCGCAACCGCAUGUGUCUCAAGGUUGUCGACGACGCGCUGUUCAUCGUCUGCCUGGACGACCACACGCCGAGCACGACAGCGGAGAUGUGUGGCAACUUCCUCUGCGGUACUUACCGGCUCGAGGAGGGCGUUCAGGUCGGAUCCUGCACUAAUAGGUGGUACGAUAAGCUCCAGAUCAUCGUCUGCGAGAACGGGGCCGCAGGGAUAAACUUUGAACAUACGGGCGUGGACGGGCACACCGUACUCCGCUUUGCAGCCGACGUGUAUACCGAGUGCCUGCUCCUCCUUGCACGGUCGAUCAACCCCUCCGCACCGACGCUGUUCAAAGUCUCUCUCUCGCCGCACGCGAAAUCGUACAAGCCAAAGGGGCAUCAUCAUCAUUUGGCGGAAGAGGAACCGGAGGAACAUAUUCAUUCCACGCCGAAGAAACUCGAGUGGACUAUGACGCCUGAGGUCAAGACUGGAAUCCGGUUCGCGGAGACGAGGCUGAGCGACUUGAUUUGCCAGAAUGACUGUCAGGUCCUGGAAUUUAGGGACUAUGGAAAGAACUUUAUUACAAAGUAUGGGUUUUCCCCAGAUGCGUUCGUGCAGAUGGCUUUCCAGGCUGCCUACUACGGGCUGUACGGGCGGAUCGAGACCACCUACGAACCGGCCAUGACCAAGGCCUUCCUUCACGGGCGGACCGAGGCCAUCCGGACUGUCCAGCCCGAGAGUGUCGAGUUUAUCAAAACCUACUUUUCGGAUAAGCAUUCCCCUUGGGAGAAGAUUGCGGCUUUGCGCAAGGCGUGUGAGAACCAUGUCAGGUUGACUAAGGAGUGUUCGGUUGGUUUGGGACAGGAUCGCGUGCUGUAUGCGAUGUACUGCCUUCUGCAGCGAGAGAUCCAAGCGAACGAGAACGGCAGUGGCAAGCCCGGGACCGCUACCAAGCUCCCAAGCAUCUUCACCGACCCGGGGUACACCGUCCUCGGCACAAGCAUAAUCAGUACGUCGAACUGCGGCAACCCCGCUCUGCGCCUAUUCGGUUUCGGACCCGUAGCAGCCGACGGGAUAGGCGUAGGCUACAUAAUCAAAGACGACAUGAUCUCCAUCUGUGCGGCGACGAAACAUCUCCAGACUCGCAGGUGGCUCGACACCCUCCGUUCCUACAUGCUCGAAGCGCAGAAACUUAUUAUACAUAUCUACCGGGCGGCGAACGAGCGCGCGGGGUCUUUUGUCGAUCAUGGGGGGGUGCUGAGGGAUGGCAGGACGGGGGAACCGAUCGCUCUCUCGGAGUAUAGCGAGGGCAGGACGCCGUACGAAGAGCACGAGCACGAGCACCGUUCGGGCACAGCGACGCCCUAUGAGGAGGAGGCGCUCACUACUGGAUACAGCUUUUUCGAUUCGGAGGAUGUGGACUUGCUUGCUAGGCCGAGGAAGAGGAGUGCGUAUGGCGUGGGGAGGUCGUUGCUCAUGACGGAGUAUUGAACCGAUUGAUG